Molecule: messenger RNA, 6603 nt
Organism: Magallana angulata
Lineage: Eukaryota; Metazoa; Mollusca; Bivalvia; Ostreida; Ostreidae
Product: macrophage mannose receptor 1-like
Exons: 42
Coding region: 194-5920 (1908 amino acids)
Molecular function (GO): signaling receptor activity
Source: RefSeq, a predicted model, not a curated record
AUCACUUGACAUUAAUCACCCUGGCUAGCAUUGUAAAUUUUAUUCAAAUUAUCUGUAUUCUGAGAAAAAAAUUCAAGAAAGAUUGAGAAAUAAUUUUCGUUAGCCCGCCUACAUUUUUAUAUCACUUCAACCUUAUUGCGUCAUUUUAAUUGAGUGGGGAGAAAAAAAAUAAGUACAGGCCACCAACAAAUGGAUGAUCAUAUUUGAUAUAGUUUCUACAUGUAUGGUAUUUGACAUGGGAUUAAUGACCAUAUUGUAUUUAUGCCUAAUUGUGGUGAUUAUUGGACAUUCAGGGAUACAUGUAAAUGGCGAGUGCCCUCUUCCCUUUGUUUCUCCCCCUGCUGGCAAUAGCUGUUACUAUUUUGGAUUUGCCACCACAAGAACUUGGAAUGAAGCUCGGGUUCGCUGUUUGAGUAUGGAUGCUGAUCUUCUCAAAAUUGAUGCCAGCGAGGAGCAAGACCUGAUAAUGAAUAUACUUAAAAAGAAAGACAAUGAACUACCUGGCGUUCAAGAAUGGUGGGUGGGGCUGAAACGGAAAGAAGACGACAUUGAAAAUUGGGUGUGGACAGACAGGUCCUUGGCCAACAAAUCGUCUCUACGCUGGGGAACGGACGAACCUAAUAAUUAUCAGCAGAACGAGCACUGUGCCGAGAUCUGGGAGCGUACCUUCAACGAUAAAAACUGUGACAGCAAACUGAAUUUUAUCUGCGAAAGAGCUAAUGAUAAACCUGCACGAUGCUCUGUUCAAGACGGGUACAGCUAUCAUAACAGAAAAUGCUACAAGUUUUACAACAACCAACUCAAUAGAGAGCAGGCAUUAUCAGCUUGUGCUAAAGAAAAUGCAAGGCUAGUGACUGUUGAAACGGAGGAGGACCAGCAUGCUGUGUCAGAAAUAGCGUACCAUUUUCAAGCUGAUGUUUGGAUGGGAAUCAAAUUUAUGAACACUACCUCUCAAUGGUUAAUAAUGAACAGGCCUAAUUGGGAAGAACCAGCCAGUGCGUUCUUCUGGCAGUCAACUGUUAGUAGCAGUGAAUUGAACAACCCUGUAAGAAGUUGCGUCGCAAUGAAUGUGUCUGCAAAAGGUUUAACCAAUAACUGGUAUACCGCAGAGUGCACCUCGACGAACGCUUUUAUUUGCUAUAAACCGGCGGGUGUAUGUUCUAAUGGGUUCGAGCAACACGAGGAAAAAUGUUACCUCUUUAAGGGAAACACCAGGCAACCGUGGAGCACAGCUAAGCUUUUCUGUGAAAAGUUCGAUAGCAAUCUAUUGGAAAUAGAAUCGGCUGAGGAGCAGAAUUUUGUGACUAAAAAGCUACAAGAACGACAAAUUAUUCGUCAAUUCUGGAUUGGACUAAAAGGAAGGAAUACGCAAACGCAAUUGCAAAAUGCCAGCUUAAGCCAAACCAUGGAAGAUUACUUUUGGGAGAUGUCAAAUGGGACAAGGGCAGUGACAUAUCUCCAGGUCGGGCGUGCAGGCAGCGGCAGUGCUUGUGGGUACAUCGACCCAGGCAGAUCAGGAAAAUGGUUUUUUGACGUGCUUUGCAACGUUCCUCAACCAUUUAUCUGUUACCACGAUGUGAAGAAUGGAAAUGUACCACCUCGUCAGUUUACAACUUCGACUACUCCGAGACCAACAACGCCAAUGACAACGACUAUUGGCUUGGUAUCUAUGAUAACACCUGCCGGAACCACUGUACCAAUAACACAGACACCCACAACAAUUGCUACCACCACCGAGGCUGUGUAUGACCCUCUGUGUGGCAAUAACUGGGAGCGAGAACACCGAUCUCAGAUCUGUUACCUGUUUAAUCCCCACCCUUCCACCUGGUCGGCUGCUAGAAGUCUGUGUCAAACAAUGGGAGGUGAUCUUCUCAGUAUUAACAGUCUCCAAGAGCACUAUUUCAUAUCAGGAAGAUUGAAGGCGAAAUCACUGUCUACGAUCGGUAUGCUCUGGACUGGGGGACAUGAUGAGAGUGAUGAGGGAGGAUGGGUGUGGUCAGACGGAUCCCCAUUCAGCUUCUUUAAUUUUAGAAAAGGGGGACUCUCGGGAAAAAGCGGCGAAGAGAACUGUAUAGCGAUGUCUGCACCAAGUGCUUGGUGGUAUGAUGAUUACUGUUCGACUCUCCACGGCUCCAUUUGCAAGAAAAGAGUGAUGAACGAAAGCAGCAAUUUACCAGCCACGUCACCGCCAUUUCCCCCAGCUGGCCAAGUGUACGGGUGUCCUGGAGAAGAAUGGUCGGGGUACCGGUUGUCCUGUUUCUUCGUGGCCAGAAACAAAACGUCGUGGUCAGAGGCCCAGUCUUAUUGUAAAGCGGCGGGGGGCGACCUUGCCUCCAUUCUUGAUGAGGGAGAGCAGGCGUUUGUGCACAGCUUGCUGCCAAAAACGCAUUGCUACAAUCUGCACGUCUCGGACAAGCAGUGCGACAUUUGGGCGUCUGCUGGUGAGUGUGACAAGAACCCUCUAUGGAUGGCCAACAACUGCCAGCAAUCCUGUCAACGGUGUCUGCCUGACUGCAUUGACGCCUAUGGCUCUACAGAAUGCCAGCACUGGGCAAAAAUGGGAGAAUGUCUAAAAAACCAUAAAUGGAUGCUUCAAAACUGCGCUCUAUCAUGCGGAAUAUGCGACUCUGCAAUAUAUGGAGGAUUUUGGAUUGGCUUUCACGAUAAAAAAGACGAAAUGGCAUUUAAGUGGUCUGAUGGAAUGACAGUGACUUAUACAACCUGGGCAGACAGACAACCCGAUGAUUUGGGGCAAAUAGGUCAAGAUUGCGUCAUGAUGAAACUAACGGAUGGUCGGUGGAUUGAUUUCAACUGCAAUGAAAAAAUGCCCGGUUUCGUUUGCAAGACUUCCAAGAAGCUCGUAUCAAAAGCAACCGAGUCGCCUCUUUCUGUUGGUUGUUCCAAUGGAAGCAUUGGAUACAACGCCUUCUGCUAUGGAUUCUUUGAAACAAAAACAUCGUGGUCUGACGCGGAAGAGACUUGUGUUAAUAAAAGCGGGCAUCUAGCGACCGUAAAUGACAGAUACGUUCAAGCAUUUGUUUCAAGUCAGUUAGUAGGAAGGAAGAGCAACUUUUGGAUUGGGUUGACCCAGAGUUAUGAUACUGGAAUAACAGAACAGUGGACGAGCGGACAGGAAGUCCGGUUUACGUACUGGGCAGACGAACACACAGGAGCUAUAGAAGAAGACGGAUUCUGUGUAUCAAUGUCAGCAAAUCACCCGGUAGGGCUUUGGUCGACUUUUAACUGUACCACGUUGAGUUCAUUCAUCUGUGAGUUUCCCAGGGUAGGGUUCACCACACCCACCACAGCACCCCCUACAACAACAUUGCCAAAAUCAUGCGAAACUGGGUGGUUAGAACUGGAAGGAAACUGUUAUAAGAUAUUUCCCCCAGAAAGCUGGAUGGAAGGCAGAGAUUCCUGUAGGAGGAUGGGAGCUGAACUAGUGAGCAUCCACACAGACGAAGAGAACGAAUUCGUUUUCCGUCGAUUUGUCGAAUACAAGGAAAAGGCUUGGAUAGGACUUAACGAUCGGGAUCUUGAACAAGGUUUUACGUGGAGUGACGGUAGUCCAAGAGACUACGUUAACUGGGGAGAUGACGAACCGAAUGAUUUUUACGACAACGAAGAUUGCGUCACACAUCAAAACAUAUGGGGGAUGAAAUGGAAUGAUGAUAAUUGUUAUACUUUAUAUCCAUAUAUAUGUAAAAUUCCAAAAGGAAAACCUGUCCUGGAAGUAGAAAAUUUUACUUUGCCGGAGCCACAGCCAUGUGCUGAUAAUCGAUUUACAUAUAUUCAUGGCAAAUGCUAUUAUUUUGAGUCCCUAAAUGUAUAUCAAACCUGGUACGAGUCUUUGGAUUACUGUAACAAUAUGAGUGCCAGCUUGGUCACCUUAACAUCAGUUUAUCAGCAUGAUUUACUUUUUUAUAAUCUUCAGAAAAAAUCAAUGUCUUCAUCGUUUUGGAUUGGGUUAAAUAAUAUUGAACAGCAAGGUUGGAGAUGGGCUGAUGGAACAAGCGUGGUGUCGUUUGUAGCUUGGGCACAAAGUGAAACCCUCGAUUCCUCAACAAAGCGAUGCGCUUAUGAGUGGCCAACCACAAAGCAUUGGUAUGCCAGUAAUUGUAAUGCAAAGCUUAACAGUAUAGUAUGCAUGAAACAAAAUGGCUCAACAGAAGUAAGGACAACCCCUGUCACACCUAUGCAGCCUUGGGGAUGUCCCCCUGGAUAUGUCGAAUCUAAAGUCAAUAAUAAGUGCUACAAGAUAGUACAGGAUACCACCUUAAAUUUUGACGCAGCUUCAAAAGCGUGUAGCGACCAAGGAAAAGAAUACUCCCUGGUGUCAAUACAUUCAGAAUUAGAAAACGCUUUUAUUGCUCUACAACUUGACAGAAAGUCAUUUGUAAACGUUUGGAUUGGAUUUCAUGAUGACAGUUUUGAUUCCACAUUAAAGUGGCUAGACAAUUCUCCCGAAGAUUUCACUAACUGGAAUACCGGAGAACCAAGUUCAUAUAGUGAACAUUGUGUUGAAAUGUUAAUACCAGCCGAUGUUACAGGCAAAUGGAAUGAUGUCUCAUGCUCAGUUUCAAGAGGAUAUAUUUGUCAAACAAAUAAAGCUUUAAGAUAUCCAACGCAAGCUCCAGCUGUGUCGAAGUGUCCAAGUGGUUACACGGCCACUGCAGACAGUUGCUUCCGUGUGGUUAAUACUGCCAGGGACUUUGACGGUGCCCAAUCAACCUGCAAACUAGACGGGGCUAACUUGGCUUCUAUUAACUCGAAGUAUGAACAAAUGUCCAUAGAGGUAUUAGCAAAAGAUGUACCUGGUGCAGUCUGGAUAGGAUUGAAGCGAGAGAAUGAGUCUCAUAUUUGGUUGGAUAAUUGGCCAUAUACGUACGUAAAAUGGGCCUUAAAUGAACCAAGUUUGAAUGAGGGAGAAUACUGCACAGUAUUGUUGAAUGUAGAAUGGAAGGAUACUCAAUGUGAUUUGAAGUAUCCAGCAAUAUGUGAAUAUAAUUCUGGAAACCCUCCCACGACACCUAUCCCAGGAAAAUGUCCUCCGGACAGUUCUAGGUUUCAGGGAUUUUGUUUCUAUGUAGACCCGAACGCAAGAGUAACAUGGUCUCAAGCUAAAGCAAAUUGUACUAACCGUGGGAUGAAUUUGCUUUCCUUCAGAAAUAUAAAAGAGGUAGAACAUGUAAGACAAAGUGUUGAAUCAAAAGUUGGAAGAUACGAUUUCCCUCUGUGGAUAGGAAUGAGAAGAAUUAGAAGCGAAGAUGAGAGCUACGAAUACUUUGAUUAUUACCCAGAAGAAAACUUAGAUAGUAAAUUUAAAUGGAUUGACGAACCUGAUAAUUCUUUUAAAAACUGGAAUGAUAGGGAACCUUCGGGAAGUUGGGGUCACGAAUCCGAAGAGUGUGUGGAAAUGAAGAAUACAGGAAAAUUCAAUGAUAUCAAUUGUGAUAACUAUUUGAAACCAUAUGGCUGUUCUGGACAUGAAACUUUUGACACAACUAUUACUACUGCUCCAACUGCAGGUGAAAACCCGUCGGUAGUAGUAAGCACUACAAGUUCUGAUUUCGAGGUUGUAUCACCGAAGCAAACCGUGUCUUCAUCCAUAAUCAUUGGUGUGUCAAGAAGUACGACUAAAGAACAAUCUUUGAAACCCAAAGAACCUGCACGUGUAGCCCCCAAGAUCAAACUAGAGCCUGAUGAGCCAAAUAUUCUGACAGCUGGACAAAUAGUGGGUAUACUGAUUGGGACAGUGACAUUAUUGAUCAUCAUAAUUGUGGUUUUACUUGUGAUUAAACAUCAGUUACAGAAAGGAGGAUACGUGACCAACAGUGCACAUGGAUUUACAAACGCAAUGUACUUAAAAACAGUCGAGUCUGUGUCUGUGGCGGAAGGGACUGGUAAACAAAGCAUUUAGCUGUCUAGGAAUCAGACUGUGCCAUCAACACCAAAACAAAAUAGUUAAAAAAACCAAGAAUAACACGUUAAAACGUUUUUUAACAAUAACACAUGGUUUAAAUGAAUCUUGCAAAGAUAAUUAAAAAGAAUUUAGUAAGUUAGACACUUUUAGAAAAGUUGGAUCAUAAAUUAGGUUGGCCCGUAUAAAAAGUCAAUAACUAUGCCUUAAAACAGUAUAUUUGUAGAGAGAGGGAAUUAACAUUACUGUAUGAUAGUGUAUGACUUUCAAUUGUGUCAAAUGUUUAAUUUGCUUUCAUGGUGCUUUUAAUUGAGAAAAUGUUGAACUAUAUUUUCAAGUUCAAAAAUUUAUUUGUAAUAUAACCCAGUGUAUCGGCUGGGUUCAUAUAGCUAUUGAGCGGCUUUUCCAUGACAUUUAAAACUUCGUCCUUGACAUCUGCACCUAUCAUGGUCAAUGUCACAUUGAUUUGAUAUUUGAUGUGUAUGAUAAUUGGAUGUGUUGAAAUUUGACUUUGAGCCCAGCAUCUCCCAGUUUAGCUUACUUAUUUGAUUGUUUAUUGAUACAGUUGUACCUUUUGAGGGAUCUGUUUGAAUGCAGUCCAUAUUAAUGAUUUGCCUUGAAAACAAUUUGAUCAAUGUAUAUAUCAGCCGUUUCCUUUAACGCCAAAUAAAUAUUAACAAAUA